Tripterygium wilfordii is the source of this 1658-nucleotide messenger RNA. RefSeq names its product monoacylglycerol lipase-like. The record is from RefSeq and is a predicted model, not a curated record. NCBI's taxonomy places the organism in Eukaryota, Viridiplantae, Streptophyta, Magnoliopsida, Celastrales, Celastraceae. Gene Ontology annotation, cellular component: membrane. Gene Ontology annotation, molecular function: lipase activity. The transcript has 5 exons. Bases 1106 to 1567 code for a protein of 153 amino acids.
UAACCCGAAAAUUACAAAUAUAAUGACCCGGGACCCGACUCUGUUAUGUGAUUUUCGGGUCGGGUUUGGUCCGGACCGAUAAAAAGAGCUUCGGGUCUGCCCGAUAAGCUCCGGGUCGGUCCGGGUUUCCGGGUCUUCUGUGCGCCUCUAAUCAUGACUGCUAUCUAACUAACAUCAUUUAUACAAAUUCCUUUUGGGUUAGGGCAAGAUAGUGAACUAAACACCAAGCAUUGGGCCAGGUCCAACAUUCGAUCGCCUCUACCCGAGCAUUGUUGUAGGUUGAAAUUACAAAAUUCUUGACUACAAUCAAUAAUAAUUUUUUUGAUGUUUUUUUUUCAACAUAAGAACCCCCAACCACUACAAUUCGAGUGUACACCGGUUAAAUUCAUGCACCCGCGCAAUAGUUGUGCUGUAAACUUUGUUGUGAACCAACUCUGUUAACGCUCAUCACAUUUUUCUUUACAGAAUAUACACAAAAUGGAUAGAUAAAUUGGUUGCAUAAACAAAUAUGAUGAGAUGGGUGGGCUAACUUUCUUGCUAAUACCGUUUUAAGGGGCUCUGAAGGAAGGAGAAAUGGCAGCUAUGAGAGUACAACUUCAAGGCUGGUGUUAGUUUCUAUGUUCUAUAUAUGAACUGUUAACUUCUUUCACCUUAUCUUCCCUUUGUGGUUACAACUUCACAUUAUUGUUAACUCAGUUAUAUAUGUACUCAACAUCUGUUAAUCCAUCUACAUAUAUAUAUAUAUAAACACAAGAUAAGACAUGAUUUUGCAUACUCCUGCAAUUCUAUCCUAGAAUUCUCAGUUUGAGCAUAUAAUUCAAAGCAAUUACUUUUCUCAUUUGAAGUUUCUGUUGAUUCGUCUAAUCAAUGGCUCACGCAAUUGGUAAUGUGAGCUAUAAAGAGGUUAGCUAGUUCUAGAUGAAUUAGAAGUUUUUUGUGAGACUUUGAUCAAAGCAAGUUUUCUGGUUUUUUAAAUUUUGGUUUGUUUUUCCAUAAUGUUUUUUACAGAGAUUUGUCUUGAAUUCGCGAGGGUUCAAGCUCUUCACAGCCCGGUGGAUACCAACGAAGGAAGAACCAGAAGCCUUGAUCUUUAUUUGCCAUAAUUAUGGCAUGGAUUCUCGCGAAUGCAGGGUUUGCAGUUUAUGGGAUAGACUAUGAAGGCCAUGGAAGAUCAGCUGGGAAACAAGGCUGCAUUGAAAAAAUUGACAAUCUAGUUGAUGACUGCUUCAAUCAUUUUAUGACCCUAUGUGCUUCAGAGAAGGAAGAGAACAACGGAAAGAAGAGGUUCUUAUUAGGAGACACCAUGGGAGGAGCAGUGAGUCUGCUUUUACACAUGAAGAAGCCAGGGUUUUGGCAUGGUGCAGUACUGGUUUCACCAUUUUCUAGGGUUGCAGACCCAGCAAGGCUUGCGAUCAAAAUCCUGAGCAAGCUUUCUAAUUGUAUCCCACAAUCGAAAUCAACGGCUACUUAUGAUCUCAUUAAUAUGGCAAUUAGAGAUCCUGAGAACAUUAAAAAGGUUAGAUUUCAUUGCCAUUUCUGCUUCUGCAAGGCGAAGAGGACAAAGUAAGAACUAAAUCACCGAGUAGCAAGCAACUCUACAAUGCAGCUUCAAGCAAGGAUAAAUCCUUUGUUUGAUAUUCAGGCAUGCGACAUGCUCU